Molecule: messenger RNA, 2923 nt
Organism: Syngnathoides biaculeatus (alligator pipefish)
Lineage: Eukaryota; Metazoa; Chordata; Actinopteri; Syngnathiformes; Syngnathidae
Product: serine/threonine-protein kinase Nek5-like
Biological process (GO): protein phosphorylation
Molecular function (GO): protein kinase activity; ATP binding
Source: RefSeq, a predicted model, not a curated record
UGACUAAGUCAGAUAGCGUGGAAACUACGGGGAAGUUGUUUUAGCCUUCGCUCUAAAGUUAGGCUGGUGCGUCUACCUGUCGCCAGGGCAACGCACUUUUUUUUCGUCGUUAUGCUUUGAACAUGCCGAUAAAUUGUGUUUUAGUCAUGAAAUGUUUCACCUAAGAAUGACAACGUUACAUUUUUUCCAUUUCAACUUCCAUUUUCAAAUUUACAGUAUUAUUCAGUAAAUCUAUGGAUGGUUAUAGAUAAGGACUACAAAAGACCUUAUUGCACGAUAUACCCGCUCUGAUGGACGACUACGAUGUGGUGCGUCCGAUCGGAGAGGGGGCGUUCGGAAAGGCCUUCUUGGUGCGAUCCAAGGCCAUCGGUGAUGAUGAAGACGACGCGUUAUGUGUGGUCAAAAUGAUCAACAUGGCGAAGAUGUCAAGCAGGGAGAAGGAAGCAGCGAGGAAGGAGGUGGCGCUCUUGUCCAACAUGGGACAUCCCAAUAUUGUCGCCUUCAUCCGCUCCUUCCAAGACAGGGGCACCCUGUGCAUCGUGAUGGAGUAUUGCGACGGAGGAGAUCUGAUGAUGAAGAUCAACAUGCAGAGAGGAGUCUUCUUUACUGAGCAGCAGAUCCUGGCCUGGUUUGUUCAGAUCUGCCUGGGCCUCAAACACAUCCAUGACAAGAAGAUCCUCCACAGAGACAUUAAAAGUCAGAACAUUUUCCUGACGGAGCGAGGUGUUAAGGUGAAGCUGGGCGACUUUGGCAUUGCCAGGAUGUUGAGUCACACUCUGGAACUGGCCAGGACCUGUGUGGGGACCCCUCUGUACCUAUCACCAGAGAUCUGCGAGAGUCGACCCUACAACAACAAAACGGACGUCUGGUCUGGCUGCGUCCUCUAUGAACUCUGCACUCUGAGGCACCCAUUUGAGGGGACCAGCCUGAGUCAGUUGGUCAGCAAGAUCUGCAGAGGGCGCUACAAGCCCGUGUCCGUGCGUUACUCCUAUGACCUUCGCCUGCUCAUCACGCAACUCUUCAAGAUCAAUCCUCGGGAUCGUCCCUCUGUCACUUCUGUACUUCAGCGUACUUUCCUCAACAAACACACCCAGGAGAUUAGUCACAAUAACUACACGCCAACUACCCACGCCUGUAAAACAACACCAGAAAAGAAGAACAAAUGCAAAGUGGCAUUAAAGAAAAUUCCUGUCAAGCCAGAUUGGAGAGUGUGCACACCUGCUAACUACAUGCACCACAGAGCAGGACAACUUCCUCAACCUGCAGCAGGAGAUGCCAUGGGGGAUCACCACCAAAAGAUUGGACAGUACCAGCAAUAUUUCGUCCAGUUAGAUGCCUUCCACAGGGAAGACGUCCCUCCUCCUCCAGCACCACAUCUUCAUCAUCCUCUUCCUCCCUGUGAGGGGUGUGAAGAGGAUGUCGCUCCUCCGGUUGAACCUUACCAGCUGGUGGUAGCAGCUCGUGAGGAGUACCUUCAGAGGAGGCAGGAGGCCAACCAGUACAAGUUGAGAGCAGAGAAACAGCUGGGUCUGCGUCCGAGCACGGCGGAGGGCUGCAGGCCGGCCGGCGGAUGCGACGGCGACGUGCGACCAUGUGAAUCCCAGCAUGCACCUCCAGGCACGAAGCAGGACAGCCAGCGGGAGUACCUGAGGCAACUGGAUGUCAUCAGACAACAAUAUCAUCAGGAGAUGAAACAGAUAAGGUUAAGAGCUGAGGCAGAGCAGCCACACAAAUAUGAUAUGUUUGUCCUGGAAAAAGAAGCAGAACCUUCUACUUCACACACAAAAGAACAACACCAAGUUCAACUUGGGCAGGACAUGGAAGAGGCUUUGAUGAAGACCAGGGUGGACAACCGAAAACAGAGUAGAGACCUGAAGAGUAAACACAAGAACCAGAAGGGAAUCAUGUUUGAGAUUCGUCUGGAUGAUGUGAAGGACACCUCGGAGGAGGAUGACGAGGAGAAGCCGGAGGAGGAAAGCCGACUGGGACCCGACUGUCAGAAACAUAUGGUCCAAUCACAGGAGGGUGAGGAAACCGAGCACGAUGACUGGGCCAAGCCAAGGAGGGUAUGGAGCCAGGGACCACCAAAGACACUGAUGGAGGCUCUGGUGUGCAUGGAGUACGACACAACGCUGGAUGGUGAGGAGGGGAAGGCAGAGGAGGAAGCUCGCCGGCAAUGGGUCUCAGGACCACCCAAGUCCUUACUGGAUGCCCUGGCUGAGGCCAGGCUUAUGUCAUCGACUGCAGACUUGCAGAGCGCAGCCCCUGUAGGGAAGGAUGAGGAGGAAACCUCAGACAUGGAGAUGGACCAAGAGGUCCUGGACUCCAGGUCAGACGAUGACACGAACUUUGAGGAGUCGGAUGACGAAGAGAGGGAGGCACUGUCUGAUUCCAUGGGGAACUUGUUUGUUGCUGAGGAUGCCUCAACUGUUAACUCAGAGACGGAAGUUCCAGAUGGAACAGUGGUGGUGGAAGAAGGGGCUCCAGGAGAAUCCCUGGCAUGAACUCGCAACAGACUCAUAAUCAAUUUUAGUCUUAGUCUUUAUUUGGACAACAAGCAGUAUUCUAUUAGUGUAAGCAGAAAAAUGAUGGAAAAACCGAUCCGAGGUGGUCUCCUCACUGCCAUUAAAAUCUUUGCAGUUAACAGCCCCCACAGUUGUUUUACUUGGGUCGAUGUAAUUUCCUGUGUGUGUGUUUACAAAACUAAUUUCAAACCUUAACCCUGGUUUAAAAACUCAUUUUCAAUCCCUAAACUUUCUCUGAAACCACAAACCUGAAUGGAAACGUUAUUUUGAAAACCCAAUAAGAAACCCAGAGAUUUGUCUGUAGCCUUGCCUUAGGGAACUAACCUGAAACUCAAAUUUGAGACUUUUGUUUGUCUGAAACUCCUACUUGAAUGCUAAAUAAAUACAUUUAAAACCGG